Molecule: messenger RNA, 459 nt
Organism: Drosophila subpulchrella
Lineage: Eukaryota; Metazoa; Arthropoda; Insecta; Diptera; Drosophilidae
Product: cellular nucleic acid-binding protein-like
Exons: 2
Coding region: 4-246 (80 amino acids)
Molecular function (GO): nucleic acid binding; zinc ion binding
Source: RefSeq, a predicted model, not a curated record
ACCAUGAUCCCUCGCCCAGGAGCCGUAAUUCCGAAAGACACUAGAUGCUACAACUGCCGACAAAUGGGGCACACCGCCAAAGAUUGCAAGAAGCCGAAAAGACCGGACAACGGAUGCUUCAUCUGUUUCGAAGUGGGCCAUAUGCACCGUCAGUGUCCCAAGCGCACCGUGGGCUUUACCUUGCCAGAAGCUGAAGAAACCAUGGAUGAAAAGCCGUUUAUUCAGUUAAUACCGGAAGCCCAAUAAGCUUUUUGGGAAAGUCAUACUAUCCAUAUUUAAAUGAAGAUCAUCAGCUAAAGAAAAGUCCCUUUCGCGGAAUUGGUGGCACAUCAAUACCCACGUACGGAAAAGUAUCCUGUUCAAUUUUGUUCGAGAAAAAGUAUCACGAUUUAGAAAUAUACGUUAUUCCCGAUCUCAUCUUACCUACAGCGCUUCUCCUUGGCAGAGACGCCCUUAAAU